AUGCAGACAUCAAUCACUACUUGGUUCAAAAAGUCUGCUGCAGUCAAGCAGUCCACUGCUACUUCCUCAGUGACACAUCAAGACUCUUUGGAAACACAAUCAACCACAUCAAUAACCCAACAUGCCACCACAUCAUCGUCACUGCCGCAACAGCCAACACCACAACCCACCCUGACCACACCACAAGACCCAACACCAACACCGACCCUCAAAUUCUCAACCAGAUCAAAACCCUUAGUCAAGAACAUAACCCUCGUCUCCUGCGACAAAGCCACCAUCCAAUCCUUCCAACGCCUAAAUACUUUACUACUACCAAUACCCUACCCCUCCACCUUCUACAAAGAAAUCCUCUCCGACCCCAUCGCCUCCGACUUGACUCUCCUAGCCCUAUGGCACGAUAACCCUUCCUCUGCUUCCACUUCNCCAGGAAAAGUAAUAGGUGGAAUACGCUGUCGGAUCCUGCCAGACCCAUCUACACAAGCGACCCCAAAAGAUAAGAUCCUCUAUAUUGGUACUUUGGGGGUUUUGAGUGCGUUUAGAGGCUAUGGGGUUGCGAGUGCGUUGUUGGGGGUGUUGAUUGAGAAGGGGAUCAGCAAGUAUGGCGUUACUGCUGUGGGUGCUCAUGUCUGGGAGGCUAGUCAGGAGGCUAGGGAGUGGUAUGCAAAGAGAGGCUUCAGAGAGACGCAUUUGGAACAGCACUAUUAUCGCAGACUCACUCCUCAAGGUGCGUAUGUGCUGAGGNNGAGGGAUAUUGGGCCCAGAGACUUGCUGCAUACGCUAUGA
Aureobasidium musti is the source of this 783-nucleotide messenger RNA. The record is from the annotation of a GenBank genome assembly. Lineage: Eukaryota; Fungi; Ascomycota; Dothideomycetes; Dothideales; Saccotheciaceae.